This is a messenger RNA of Pseudocercospora fijiensis CIRAD86, 1580 nucleotides long. RefSeq lists its product as uncharacterized. Lineage: Eukaryota; Fungi; Ascomycota; Dothideomycetes; Mycosphaerellales; Mycosphaerellaceae. Gene Ontology annotation, biological process: protein refolding. The transcript is spliced from 2 exons. Gene Ontology annotation, cellular component: cytoplasm. Gene Ontology annotation, molecular function: Hsp70 protein binding. The record is from RefSeq and is a predicted model, not a curated record. Bases 231 to 1469 code for a protein of 412 amino acids.
GAUUCAACACCUCACUCACCUGUUCCUGAUUCCAACCCACGAUCUUGUGACAGGAUACGAGCUGGCUUCUGCAUGUGCAUGUGCUUGCAACGAAGAUUCAGCACAUGUAAAAAGCAUGACAUGUUAGCUCAGCACUCAUUCAACCUCAACCUUCAUCGCUUAUCGAUCGACACUCCUUCACACAUGCAAAACCUACGCGCGCUAUAGAAACAAACAUACACCCGACCGACAUGCGGAUCUUCUCGACAUUUGCGCUGCUAGGGCUACUGGCUCUAGCUACCGCGCAAGAUUACUACAAGAUCCUCGACCUCGACCGAUCAGCCUCAGACCGCGACCUCAAGAAAGCCUACCGGCGACUAUCAAAGAAAUACCACCCAGAUAAAAACCCUGGCGACGAAGAAGCGAACAAGAAAUUCGUCCAAGUCUCAGAAGCAUACGAAACCCUCGCCGACAGCGACCUGCGAAAAAUCUACGAUCAGCAUGGCGCAGAAGGCGUGAAGCAGCAUAAACAACGAGGUCAAGGAGGCGGAGGCGCUAGGAACCCUUUCGACAUCUUUAACCAGUUCUUUGGCGGCGGGGGACACUUUGGGCACGGGCAGAGAAGAGGGCCGGAUAUGGAGGUAUGGAUCAAGCUCCCGCUCAAAGACUUUUAUACAGGCGCCGAGCACGAUUUCAAAGUCGAGAAGCAGGUGAUUUGUCCGAAAUGUGAGGGUUCGGGUUCGGAGGAUGGGCAUCGUGAUCAGUGUGCGAAGUGUGGAGGGCAUGGGAUGCUUUUGCAGAAACAGAUGCUUGCGCCGGGGAUUUUUCAGCAGGUGCAGAUGCAGUGCGAUCAGUGUGGGGGUGCGGGGUCGACGGUGAGGCAUAAGUGUAAGAAGUGUGGUGGGGAGAGAGUUGUGAGGGGGGAAGAGAGUUAUGAUAUUACGGUUGAGAAGGGUAUGCCCAGAGGGGCGAGAGUGCAGUAUGAGAAUGAAGCGGAUGAGUCGCCGGACUGGGAAGCUGGGAGUUUGGUGGUGCAUAUCGCGGAGCAGACUCCUGGGAUUGUUGCCGAGGAGAAAGACCGAACAGAUGGCGCCUUUUUCCGACGGAAAGAUGAGAACCUCUUCUGGAGAGAAAUCCUCUCCUUACGAGAAGCAUGGAUGGGCGACUGGACACGAAACCUCACCCAUCUCGACGGCCACAUCGUCCAACUCUCGCGAAAACGCGGCCAAGUCGUGCAACCCGGCACCGUCGAAGUCGUGGAAGGCGAAGGUAUGCCGAUUUGGAAACAUGAGGAAGGUAAAGGCCCUUCGCAUGGUGCUUUACACGUCGAAUAUGUUGUCGUGCUCCCCGAUCAAUUGGAGAGUGGCAUGGAGAAGGAGUUUUUCGCUUUGUGGGAGAAGUAUCGGAAGAAGAGUGGUGUUGAUUUGCUUAGGGAUAGUGGGAGACCGAUGCCGAUGCUGUCGACGCAGAACAAGCAUGAUGAGUUGUAGGGGGAGGGGGGGGGGGUUGUUAUGAGGAUGCAUUUGUCUUGUAUUGAUACCAGUGGAGCGUUGAUGUAGAGGAUAGAACAGGAUCCCAAUCUGAGUGAUUUUUUGGAAGAG